Syngnathus typhle (broad-nosed pipefish) is the source of this 2356-nucleotide messenger RNA. It is a transcript of the gene bnip2, whose product is annotated as BCL2 interacting protein 2. The transcript is spliced from 11 exons. Lineage: Eukaryota; Metazoa; Chordata; Actinopteri; Syngnathiformes; Syngnathidae. Gene Ontology annotation, cellular component: cytoplasm. The record is from RefSeq and is a predicted model, not a curated record. Bases 1 to 1392 code for a protein of 463 amino acids. Gene Ontology annotation, biological process: apoptotic process.
AUGGCUUCAGAUGAGAUAGAAAGCGAGGCGACUUUGAAGGGUGUGAGUGACACAAACUUGAACAAUAGUCGCCCAGAUUUUGCCACAGCCAGGCAGACUCAAAAGAGUCUUGGGAACAGACCCACGUCCAGUCCUUCGUCUUCUGGGGUGUCGGGAGAAGUAGACGAGGAGGAGCUGGACGAGCUCCAGCACAGCACGGCGUCCACAGUGGAAAAUGGCGAGGAGGCACUUGAAGAGAGUUCAACCAAAACAAGCAGCGGUUCGCAGGAAAGGACGAUCCCAGAUAAUGAACACAACCUUGGUGUUCCGGUGAACCUUCCUCGGCCGUGCUCUGCAGAUGGACCCAGUGGAAGCCUGGAGCGCCAGGAAUCGGUUGCCACGACAGAGGCUCGAUUAAGGAUGGAGGGAGUCGAGCUUAAGGAAGAGUGGCAGGACGAGGACUUUCCACGGCCUCUACCUGAGGAGGAGGAGGAGCUUGAAGAGGAGUUGUUUGCAGGAGCGUCUGAAGAGGGCGAUCCAGGCUUUCUAGUGAACCACGGGAAGAAGAAAAAGAAGCUGACGGCUCCCGAUAUCAGCCUCACACUCGACCGCAGCGACGGUUCCAUUCUUUCCGAUGAGUUGGAUGAAAGUACGGAGCUGGACUUGGACGGCAUGGACACGCCUUCCGACAACAGUAAUGAGUUUGAAUGGGAAGACGAUCUCCCCAAGCCCAAAACUACCGAGCUACUAGAAAAGGGCGUGGAGUCGGUCCAUCAGUUCUCGGCCUCGGAGGAGAGGGACGAGGGCCGGCGCUGGAGGGUGUUUCGCAUCGGAGACCAGGACCACCGAGUGGACAUGACGGCCAUUGAUCCUUACAAGCGCGUUAUUAGCCACGGAGGUUACUACGGCGACGGCUUGAAUGCCAUCAUUGUGUUCGCCGUGUGCUUCAUGCCCGAGAGCAGUCAGCCAAAUUACAGAUACAUCAUGGACAAUUUGUUCAAGUACGUCAUCGGCACGCUGGAGCUCCUGGUGGCCGAGAACUAUAUGAUUGUGUAUCUCAACGGCGCCACGUCGCGGAAAAAAAUGCCAACCGUCGGCUGGCUCCGGAAAUGUUAUCAGCAGAUCGAUAGAAGGUUAAGGAAGAAUUUAAAAUCGUUGAUCAUCGUCCAUCCCUCUUGGUUCAUUCGCACCCUGCUGGCACUCACGAAACCUUUCAUUAGCUCCAAAUUUAGUCAAAAACUCCAGUUUGUCUACAGCCUGACGGAGCUCGCAGCGCUAGUCCCGAUGGAGUACGUGUCCAUUCCAGAGUGUAUCAAGCUGUUUGACGAAGAAAAAAAUAAGAAAAGCUGUAAAAGGAUCGACCAGGAAGCGCAGGGCAAAGUGGAGAUGGCCGCCGCCGCCCUUCCCCAGUGAUCCCGCCAAAAUGCCAAGGACGAUGAAGAAUGUUGGAAUCGCUGCCACUCUUUGUUUGCGCGUGUUUGUGUUUUGGGGGUGAUGUGACUGGAAAAGUUUUGCAUCGGGAAAAGUGCCUUGUUGAAGCGACGCUGCCUCUUAACAUUGUGGAACAUUUUACGAGUUGCGUGACUUUAAGCAGCUUGCCCUUUCGUGCUGUCCAAGAGGUUGAUAGGACUUGUUUUGUUUUAAUUUACCGCCGCCGUACCGUGUGCAAACGGUUUUCUCUACUUACUGUUGUAUCUACUCGCUAUUUAAGGCACUCUGUUACAUUUGAAUCAACGAUCGCUGCAUGUACUGCUUUAUUACGUUGAAAUAUAUAUUUAUAUUCAAAAAGAGGUGACAAAAUGAGAGAAAGUAAUAUAUUUUUAUUGUUGCUCUGAUUUUAAAAGUGCAUUUUAGGUCUCUGACCCCACCCAACUCCUUUACAGGCUUUUUGCACAUUUUGAUUCAACUGGGAAAAGCCCACCCUCACUUUGCCGGCCAACAAAUAUGCAACUUCUGUGGACACCAUUUUCUCUAUGCCAUUAGUCAAAAGUUUUAUUUUUCUAUUUACAUAAAUUGCCAAACGUUGCCGUUGACGUAGGAACAUAGCACGUAGGUAAUUUUCAAUUUGACCACUAGGCGGCACUGUAAUCCAUAAAUGACUGUACAGCGUUGACAGCAAAAAAAAGAAAAUCAAGGCUUUACAUAGAAAAUGGGUCACAUGACUGCCUGUGUUUUCAGAAUGGUCCAUGUAAUAUUUUCUGAGAAAACCUGGGGAUAAUGUUCGUGGGUGUAUCGGACAAUGUAACGGUUUAUUCCAUGGACGUUAAUUAAAUUUGAAAAAAAACAACAAAAAAGCCACUGAUUGUGUAAUCUGACUAAUGAGAUGCACUGUACACAUAUUACUAAACCCAUUAAACUAAAUGGUCAGAGACAAAAA